GCGUAAUGAGAAGGCUUCCUGUUUCUGUAAGAGGGUCUGUCGGAGGUUUCUUCCUUUUCAAACUUAAACAAUAGCUAUAUCUUUUGAAGAUAAUUUGAUACAGCUUCUCAGUGUUUCAAAUGUAUUUACUUGAACAGAUUACUACCAAAGUGACAGUUACAAAACUCAUACAGCUGCACAGUUCUCACUGGGAGUGUGUUUGAAUUAACCCGCAAAGCAAGAAUAAUCACCAAGCAACUCUGAAUACUCUGUGACAAGAACAACCUGUUGACUGGACCAAAAAUGUCUUCUGGAUUGGAACGUGUCAUCCUGUUCUCGAUUCUUGGUCUAGGAGAAUUUCUGAUGCUGUUUUUAAUGUACCAUAAAUCAGUUCCAUCUCAGAUCUGCCCCCCCGAGCCUGCUUUGCCAGGUCCUUACUCAAAGCGACCUGAGAACAGGUCCUUGUCUAAGCAGCCAGAGCCAGAAAAGCCCAUCAUGCUGUUGUGGUUCUGGCCUGAAAACCGCAGGUUUGAUUUUAGCGAUUGUGCCACUUUCUUCAACAUUGAUGGCUGCCACCUGACAGAUGACAGGUCUCUGUACAACAAGGCAGAUGGUGUGCUCAUCUUUCACAAAUCCAUCAAACGCGAUUUAUCCAACUUGCCUCCAUCACCUCGACCACCAUUCCAGAAGUGGAUUUGGUAUCACGUAGAAUCACCUACAAACACAAUUAGGAUACCUGGUCUAGAUAACCUUUUCAAUUUGACCUUGAGUUAUAGGGAAGACGCAGACAUCCCUGUUCGUUGGCGUUUGACUGCAAGGAAAAGCCAGGGUGAAGACUUUGUGUUGCCAAAGAAGGAUAAAUUAGUUUGCUGGAUUGUGAGUAAUAAAGACCCUGCAACUGGAACAGGGGUACGGAAUAACUAUUACGGAGAACUUGCCAAACAUAUUAAAGUGGAACUCUUUGGCAAGGCCUUUGCUAGAUUCUUGAAAUAUGAGGACUACUACUCAACACUCUCCAGCUGUAAGUUCUACCUCUCCUUUGAGAACUCGGUCCACAAAGACUACAUCACAGAGAAGCUAAACGGACCACUUGCAGCAGGAACAGUGCCAGUAGUAUUGGGCCCACCGAGACAGAACUAUGAAGACUUUGUCCCAGGAGAUUCCUUCAUCCAUAUUAAUGACUUUCCCGAUGCAAAAGCCCUGGCGGAAUUCCUCCUCAAGUUGGACAAGGAUGAUGAGGCAUAUCUGCGCUACUUUCAGUGGCGUAGAAACCUUUCUGCUCAGCAACAUCUGGUUCAACUGAGUCAAGAGUUCAUCCAAGCUAUUUGUUAUGGAUGUGACCAUGUAGGACAACACAAAGAAUACCGGGUUGUUCACGACCUUUACAAGUGGUAUUUUGUGUAAUUAGUCACUUAUGAUGAGCUUUUAUCAUAAUUUGCAUGUCUAUUAUCUUCAAUAUACCAAAAAGGUAUCUUGAUUUAUUCCACAGCACAUAGGGAGUGCAUACACCGCAUCGAAUGUGUGUUUUAGUGACCAGCCGCAGAUGGGUGUCUGCCAACAUUUUCGCGAGAUUCUACAUGUAGAAUCACUUUACACUCUGUUUGUACAUUACGGCUGGUUCUCUGUUCAGAGGUGUUAAGUACUCUCGGCCGACAGACACUACCGGUGUCUCCGUGCCUUUAUACUCACAUUUGUCUAUGAAAACUUGGUAUUGGUAGACUGGCCUAAUAUACACUGCUCAAAAAAAUAAAGGGAACACUAAAAUAACACAUCCUAGAUAUGAAUUAAUGAAAUAUUCA
This is a messenger RNA of Oncorhynchus mykiss (rainbow trout), 1778 nucleotides long. RefSeq names its product 4-galactosyl-N-acetylglucosaminide 3-alpha-L-fucosyltransferase 9. The record is from RefSeq and is a predicted model, not a curated record. Gene Ontology annotation, molecular function: alpha-(1->3)-fucosyltransferase activity. Gene Ontology annotation, cellular component: membrane. Lineage: Eukaryota; Metazoa; Chordata; Actinopteri; Salmoniformes; Salmonidae.